Aspergillus glaucus CBS 516.65 is the source of this 1926-nucleotide messenger RNA. RefSeq names its product MFS transporter. NCBI's taxonomy places the organism in Eukaryota, Fungi, Ascomycota, Eurotiomycetes, Eurotiales, Aspergillaceae. The transcript has 2 exons. Gene Ontology annotation, biological process: transmembrane transport. The record is from RefSeq and is a predicted model, not a curated record. The coding region runs from base 136 to 1926 and encodes 596 amino acids. Gene Ontology annotation, molecular function: transmembrane transporter activity.
GUGAUUUCAUUGCUGUCGGGGCUCAUACACAAAACAGGCAUGCACCGUUAAAGAAAUGACACUGCACUUUUUCUUUUCUCCGUAGACGAUUUGCUGGAAGACGCGCAGUAGGUGUGAAUAGAGGGAAAUCAGGAAAUGGCGUCGUCUGGUAAAGAUAUCGAGGCCCCCAGACCGCAACGGAUCCCAUACUGGAGGGUUAUUUUCGAUCAAGGUGCCGUGACAUCGGAAAUCAUCGAGUAUCCCUAUCCUGGAAACGGCACAGACGAUGAACCGUAUAUCGUCGACUGGAUUCCCGACGACCCCCGGAAUCCCAUGCUCUUCAGCGAGACGACGAAAUGGGGAUACACCAUCGUCGUCGCCCUUGCAACUUUUGCAGUAUCGCUGGCCUCGUCUGCCUAUGCCGGAGCCAUUCAGGAAGUCACCGAGUCGUUCGGAAUCGUCCAGGAAGUCGCCACGUUGGGUGUGUCGCUGUUCGUCCUCGGAUUUGCCUUGGGUCCCUUGAUCUGGGCACCGUUGAGUGAAUUGAUCGGUCGUCAAAUCGUGUUCUCCUUCACCUUCUUUGCGCUCGCCGCAUUCUGUGCCGGUGGCGCAGGUGUGCAGAACCCCUGGUCGUUGAUUAUCCUGCGGUUUUUUGCUGGUUCGUUUGGAUCUUCGCCGUUGACCAAUGCUGGUGGUGUUAUUGCCGAUAUCUUCACGGCGGAUAAGAGAGGACUGGCCAUGAGUCUGUUCGCGGGAGCGCCAUUCUUAGGGCCUACCCUUGGUCCCGUCAUUGGUGGUUUCCUCGGCCAAGGCGCCGGCUGGCGAUGGGUGCAGGGCUUCAUGGCCAUCUUCAGCGGUCUCACCUGGAUGCUGGGCAGUGUCCUAGUCCCCGAAACCUACGCCCCUCUUCUCCUUCGCAAACGCGCACAGCGACUCACCAAAAUCACCGGCCACGUAUACUGCAGCAAGCUGGAUCUCGAGCGUGGUGAGGUGUCCAUCGGUGAUGCCUUUGGAGCUGCUCUGCUGCGUCCGUGGAUCCUAUUGUUUGCCGAACCGAUCGUCCUGUCGUUAUCCAUCUAUAUGGCCAUCGUCUAUGGAACGCUUUAUAUGCUCUUCGAUGCCUAUCCGAUCGUCUUCCAGGAGAUCCGUGGUUGGAGUGAAGGGGUUGGCAGUCUUCCAUUCUUGGGUGUUAUGGUUGGCAUGAUGAUCGCUGUCAUUGGCAACAUGUGGGAUAACAAACGCUAUGUUCGCGUCAACAAGCAGUACAACGGCUUCGCACCACCAGAAACUCGCCUAGUUCCGACUAUGAUUGGCGGUCUGGCGGUACCGAUUGGUCUUUUCUGGUUUGCCUGGACGAACGGGACGAAUGUGCAUUGGAUCGUGAGCAUCAUUGCCGGUGCACCAUUCGGAUUUGGCAUGGUCCUUGUCUUCCUCUCCAUCAUGACAUAUCUCGUCGACGCAUACACUAUCUACGCUGCAUCCGUGCUGGCCGCGAACUCGGUCAUCCGUUCCUGCUUCGGUGCCGGAUUUCCGCUGUUCACCACGUACAUGUACAACAACCUGGGCAUCCAUUGGGCGUCGUGCAUCCCCGCCUUCCUUGGCGUGGCAUGCCUGCCUUUCCCGUUCCUGUUCUACCGGUACGGCCCGCAGAUUCGGCGGCGUUGCAAGUACGCCGCCGAAGCGGACGAUUUCAAGCGCAAGCUGAUGGAGAAUGCUGUGCAGCCGGAGGAACCCGUCUCCAAGGACAAGGUUGACGGUGCAGUUGACGAAGAUCAUGUCGAUGACGGUGAUUCCAUCCGUACUGCGUCGACGGAGCAACAGAACGAGGCCAUGUACCAGGAGAACCCGUACGAUAUCGACCGUGUCAACACGCGGAACUCGGCCAUCACACAACGGUCGCGCUCCAGGUCGACCCGAAGUCGGCGCAAGUCAUUUUUCCGUUUCUAA